AAGGGCCUGUCCCAGUCGGCCUUGCCCUACAGGCGCAGCGUGCCCACGUGGCUGAAACUCACUUCUGAUGAUGUAAAGGAACAGAUCUACAAGCUGGCUAAAAAAGGCCUGACUCCCUCGCAAAUCGGUGUGAUCCUGAGGGAUUCCCAUGGUGUUGCCCAGGUUCGCUUUGUUACUGGCAACAAAAUUUUGAGAAUCCUUAAAUCAAAGGGACUGGCCCCGGACCUUCCAGAGGAUCUGUAUCACUUGAUCAAGAAAGCUGUUGCUGUUCGCAAACAUCUUGAGAGAAACAGAAAGGAUAAAGAUGCCAAGUUCCGCCUGAUUCUGAUUGAAAGCAGGAUCCAUAGGUUGGCUCGCUACUACAAAACCAAGAGAGUGCUGCCACCCAAUUGGAAGUAUGAAUCAUCGACAGCUUCUGCCCUGGUCGCAUAAGAGCUGGCUAUGACUUACUGAAAGAAUAAAUCUUCGUUAACU
This is a messenger RNA of Pterocles gutturalis (yellow-throated sandgrouse), 474 nucleotides long. It is a transcript of the gene RPS13, whose product is annotated as ribosomal protein S13. The transcript has 5 exons. NCBI's taxonomy places the organism in Eukaryota, Metazoa, Chordata, Aves, Pterocliformes, Pteroclidae. Gene Ontology annotation, molecular function: structural constituent of ribosome; small ribosomal subunit rRNA binding. The record is from RefSeq and is a predicted model, not a curated record. The annotation marks the transcript as partial. Gene Ontology annotation, cellular component: ribosome; nucleolus; cytosolic small ribosomal subunit. Gene Ontology annotation, biological process: translation.